AUGAGCGCCAACGGGCCUACCCCAGACCCAGCCCCAGCCCCAGCCCCGGAAGCCCCUCCAACCUCGACGCCUGCCCCAGCCCCUGCUCCGGCACCUACUCCGACCCCAACCCCGGCUUCGGCACCGGCGCCAGCGGCAUCAGCCGCUCCACCUGCCUCAUCGACCUCGACUAUCCCGGUUGGUGCGUUGGCACAGAAGAAGCGGCAGCAGUAUGCCAAGAGCAAGAAACAGGGCAGUAAUGCCAAUAGCAGGCCGCCGAGGGCUCUGUUCUGCCUCAAUCUUAACAAUCCCAUACGUAGGGCCUGCAUCAGCCUGGUGGAGUGGAAGCCAUUUGAUAUCUUUAUACUAAUUGCUAUAUUUGCCAACUGUAUGGCCUUAGCUGUCUAUGUACCUUUUCCGGAAGAUGAUUCCAACUCCACAAACCAUGACUUGGAGACAGUCGAGUAUGCCUUCCUCAUCAUUUUCACAAUUGAAACUUUUCUGAAAAUUAUCGCUUACGGUUUGGUGAUGCAUCAAAAUGCCUACGUGAGAAAUGGUUGGAACAUGCUGGAUUUCGUCAUUGUCGUCAUUGGACUCUUCAGUGUUGUCUUGGAGAUUCUGACCAAAGAUGAAAAGGCAGACGGUGAGGGAGAAGAAAAUCACCCAUCCAUGCACGGUCACGGCGGUAAACCCGGUGGAUUUGACGUAAAAGCCCUUCGAGCCUUCCGUGUGCUGCGUCCCCUGCGGCUGGUCUCAGGAGUACCCAGUUUACAAGUGGUGUUGAACUCCAUCAUCAAAGCCAUGGUCCCUCUCCUUCAUAUUGCCCUCCUGGUCUUGUUUGUCAUCAUUAUCUAUGCUAUUAUUGGCCUGGAGCUUUUCAUUGGUAAAAUGCACGCAACCUGCUACCUUCCUGGCUCAGACAUCAUAGCAGAGGAUGAUGCUGCUCCAUGCGCGAUCUCAGGGCACGGGCGGCAAUGCCCCAUUAACGGCACCGAGUGCAGGGAAGGCUGGCAAGGCCCUAACGGCGGUAUCACCAACUUCGACAACUUCCUGUUCGCCAUGCUGACUGUGUUUCAAUGCAUAACUAUGGAGGGGUGGACUGACGUGCUCUACUGGAUGAACGAUGCUAUGGGCUUUGAGCUUCCAUGGGUGUACUUUGUCAGUCUCGUGAUCUUCGGCUCCUUUUUCGUUCUUAACCUGGUUUUGGGUGUGUUGAGCGGAGAGUUCUCCAAAGAGAGAGAAAAGGCCAAAGCUCGUGGAGACUUCCAGAAGCUGCGAGAGAAGCAGCAGCUAGAGGAGGACCUGAAGGGUUACCUGGACUGGAUCACUCAGGCUGAAGAUAUUGACCCUGACAAUGAGGAUGAGGCAGACGAGGAGUGUAAACGCAACCGGGUGACUCUGGCUGACCUUACUGAGAAGAAGAAAGGAAGGUUUGGGUGGUUCAGCCAGUCGUCUGACACUCAUGCAAGCGUUCCUGCCAGCGAAACCGAAUCUGUGAACACAGAAAACCAAAAUGGGGAGGAUGAAAAGACGCCAUGCUGUGGACCUCUUUGUCAAAAAAUUUCAAAGUCAAAGUUCAGUCGGCGCUGGCGCCGCUGGAACAGGUUCUGUCGCAGAAAGUGUCGGUUGGCCGUCAAAUCCGUGCCUUUCUAUUGGCUAGUCAUUAUCCUGGUUUUUCUCAACACCCUCACCAUAUCAUCAGAGCACUACAACCAACCUUUGUGGCUGACACAAGUACAGGAUGUGGCCAACAAGGUGCUCUUAGCCCUGUUCACCUGCGAGAUGUUGGUGAAGAUGUACAGCCUCGGCCUACAGGCCUACUUUGUAUCACUCUUCAACCGCUUUGACUGCUUUGUGGUUUGUGGAGGAAUCACCGAAACCAUCCUGGUGGAGCUGGAGAUCAUGUCACCCCUCGGGAUCUCAGUGUUCCGCUGUGUGCGGCUGCUGAGGAUUUUCAAGGUCACACGCCACUGGCAGUCACUCAGCAACUUGGUGGCUUCCCUCCUCAACUCCAUGAAGUCUAUCGCUUCCCUGCUGCUGCUGCUCUUCCUCUUCAUCAUCAUCUUCUCGCUGCUGGGCAUGCAAGUGUUUGGUGGAAAGUUCAACUUUGACGAAACCCAAACCAAGAGGAGCACCUUUGACAACUUUCCACAAGCACUACUCACAGUCUUUCAGAUCUUGACCGGGGAAGACUGGAACGCUGUCAUGUAUGAUGGCAUCAUGGCGUACGGCGGCCCUUCCUCUUCUGGGAUGAUUUUAUGUUUUUACUUCAUCAUCCUCUUUAUCUGCGGAAACUACAUCCUCCUGAAUGUCUUCUUGGCCAUUGCUGUAGACAACCUGGCAGAUGCUGAAUCUCUCAACACAGAUGAGGGAGAUAAGAAAGGGGACAAAAAAGAUGAUAAAGAUGAGAAGGAUGAAGAUGAGGACAAUGAGGACACCGCGGGAGAGGAGGAAGACCCAGAAGUGCCAGCAGGACCUCGGCCAGCCAUCUCCGACUUGGUCAAGAAGGAGAAGAUCACCCCGAUUCCAGAGGGAAGUGCCUUUUUUAUCUUCAGCAACACUAAUCCGGUUCGCGUGUUUUGCCACAAGCUCAUCAACCACCACAUCUUCACCAACCUCAUCUUGGUGUUCAUCAUGCUCAGCUCCGUUUCACUUGCCGCUGAGGAUCCCAUCAGAAACUUCUCUGCUCGUAAUAUUAUACUUGGUUACUUUGACUAUGCUUUCACGGCUAUCUUUACUGUUGAGAUCGUUUUGAAGGUCCUAGGCUAUGCAGAUUAUGUCUUCACUAGUAUGUUUACAUUUGAGAUCAUAUUAAAGAUGACAACAUAUGGAGCUUUCCUCCAUAAGGGAGCUUUCUGCAGGAAUUACUUCAAUCUUCUCGACCUGUUGGUGGUGGGAGUGUCUUUAGUCUCCUUUGGCAUACAGUCGUCUGCUAUCUCAGUGGUGAAGAUUCUCAGGGUACUUCGCGUCCUGAGACCCUUGAGAGCCAUCAAUCGAGCCAAAGGCCUAAAGCAUGUGGUGCAGUGUGUGUUUGUGGCAAUUAGAACCAUCGGCAACAUCAUGAUUGUCACAACGCUUCUUCAGUUCAUGUUUGCCUGUAUAGGAGUGCAGCUCUUCAAGGGAAAGUUCUAUCGCUGCACAGAUGAAGCCAAGUCUAGCCCAGAGGAGUGCAAAGGCACCUACAUCCUGUAUAAAGACGGCGAUGUGAACCAACCCACCAUCCACAAACGAACGUGGCACAACAGCGAUUUCAACUUUGACAACGUGCUCAUGGCAAUGAUGGCUUUAUUUACUGUAUCCACCUUUGAAGGCUGGCCUGCGUUACUGUACAAGGCAAUCGACUCUAAUAGGGAAAACCUUGGGCCCAUUUACAACUACCGUGUGGAGAUUUCAAUCUUCUUCAUCAUCUACAUCAUCAUCAUUGCCUUCUUCAUGAUGAACAUCUUUGUAGGUUUUGUGAUUGUCACCUUUCAGGAGCAAGGAGAGAAGGAGUACAAAAACUGUGAACUGGACAAGAACCAGCGCCAAUGUGUGGAGUAUGCUUUGAAGGCCCGUCCUCUGAGGAGGUAUAUCCCCAAGAACCCUUACCAGUACAAAUUCUGGUAUGUGGUCAAUUCUACCGGAUUUGAGUACAUCAUGUUUGUGCUCAUCAUGCUCAACACACUCUGCCUAGCUGUACAGCACUAUGGCCAGUCGGCACUUUUCAACUAUGUAAUGGACAUCCUCAACAUGGUCUUCACGGCUGUUUUCACUGUGGAAAUGGUUCUCAAGCUCAUUGCUUUUAAACCCAGGCACUAUUUCGCUGAUGCUUGGAACACAUUUGAUGCCUUAAUAGUCGUUGGUAGCGUCGUCGAUAUUGCUAUCACUGAAGUGAAUAAACUUGUAGAGCCAACAGAGACUCCUCAGGUGGAUGAACUGGGGAACACAGAGGACAGCGCCCGCAUUUCUAUUACCUUCUUCCGUCUCUUCCGAGUCAUGCGGCUCGUCAAGCUUCUCAGUAGAGGGGAGGGCAUCCGUACUCUUCUUUGGACGUUCAUCAAAUCCUUCCAGGCUCUGCCAUACGUCGCUCUUCUGAUAGCUAUGCUAUUCUUCAUCUAUGCUGUCAUUGGGAUGCAGGUGUUUGGCAAAAUUGCGAUGGUGGAUGGAACGCACAUCAACAGGAACAACAAUUUCCAGACCUUCCCUCAGGCUGUUCUCCUCCUCUUCAGAUGUGCAACUGGAGAGGCGUGGCAAGAGAUCAUGUUGGCCUGCAUGCCAGGAAAGUUGUGCGACCCAGAGUCAGACUACAACCCCGGAGAGGAAAUGACAUGCGGCAGUGGAUUUGCAAUUGUUUACUUCAUCACCUUCUACAUGCUUUGCGCCUUUUUGAUUAUUAAUUUGUUUGUUGCUGUCAUCAUGGACAACUUUGACUAUUUGACACGCGAUUGGUCCAUCCUUGGCCCACACCACCUGGAUGAAUUCAAGAGAAUUUGGUCGGAGUAUGAUCCUGAGGCAAAGGGAAGAAUUAAACAUCUAGACGUGGUAACACUCCUUCGACGAAUCCAGCCUCCUCUUGGCUUCGGUAAACUGUGUCCUCAUCGAGUAGCGUGCAAGAGGCUGGUGGCCAUGAAUAUGCCUCUCAACAGUGAUGGCACCGUCAUGUUUAAUGCUACUCUUUUUGCACUGGUGCGAACAGCCCUCAAAAUAAAAACUGAAGGGAAUCUCGAGCAGGCCAAUGAGGAGCUUCGAGCUGUCAUCAAGAAAAUCUGGAAGAGAACCAGUAUGAAGCUGCUGGAUCAAGUAGUGCCGCCUGCUGGUGAUGAUGAGGUAACCGUGGGGAAGUUCUAUGCCACCUUCCUGAUACAGGACUACUUUAGGAAAUUCAAGAAACGUAAAGAGGAAGGCCUAGUGGGUGCACACCCCUCCCAGAACAGCACAGCCAUCGCACUGCAGGCUGGCCUCCGCACACUCCAUGAUAUUGGGCCCGAAAUUCGCCGAGCGAUAUCAUGUGACCUGCAAGAUGAUGAACUAGUAGACUUUAUACCAGAGGAAGACGAGGAAAUAUAUAGGCGUAAUGGCGGACUUUUUGGCAACCACCUAAUGAACGGAGGUCAUCGAAGGUCCAACGGCCACCAGACAAACGCAACCCAACGGCCUCUGCAGGUGCAGCCACCCCCUCACUACGCUCACAUGGAGCAACCGGUGGGACGGCUUUCUCGAGCCAACGCAAUGUCCCACGCCAACCACCGUCACCACCACCACCAUCACCACCACCACCGCCACCACAACAAUUCCUAUGGCAAGUCUCCCAAAUCCACCAACAUCAACCUCAACAAUGCCAACAAGUCCAGUCUACCCAACGGGGGGCACCAGCGCUACUACGAACAUGCCCCUCCGAAUGGCUACCCGGGUCAUCACGGCUCCUACUUUGACUAUGAAAAGUCCCGGACCCCACAAGCUCAAAGAAGGCGCUACUAUGAGACCUAUGUUAGGUCCAACGGUGGAGACAGACGUCACCCCACCAUCCGCAGAGAGGAGGAGUUGGAUGAAGAUCGUUUGUCUGGAGAGUAUUUCAGUGGAGAGGAGUUUUAUGAAGAUGACAGCAUGCUUUCAGGGGACAGGUACCAGAACAGUGACACUGAGUAUGAGACUCCCAAAGGUUACCAUCAUCCUGACAGUUACUAUGACGACGAUGAGCAGCCUCUCUACCGUGACUCAAGGCGGUCACCAAAAAGACGUUUGCUUCCUGCAACACCUGAAGGUCACAGGAGGCCAUCUUUCAACUUCGAGUGUCUGCGGAGGCAGGGUAGCCAGGAUGAGCUUCCACAUCAGCGUACUGCACUACCACUACACCUCAUGCAGCACCAGGUCAUGGCUGUAGCAGGCCUGGACUCCAGCAGGGCCCAUCGCCUUUCCCCGACCCGCUCUACCCGUUCUUGGGCCACGCCCCCUGCGACCCCCGCCAGUAAAGACCAGUCACCGUACUACACCCCUCUCAUCCGUAUAGACCACCCACACAGGGAUAGUGCUGCCAGCAGUCACAUAUCGGUGCGCAAGAGCUCCUGGUACUCUGACGACCCCGAGUUCACGCAGAGGACGUACUCGCCUAUUCACCUACAGGUGCCACCCGAGUACCACAGCCAGUACCACCAGAAGCGAGGCAGCGCCACUAGUCUUGUUGAAGCGGUUUUGAUAUCAGAGGGACUCGGGAGGUACGCCAAGGAUCCCAAGUUCGUCGCAGCCACUAAGCAUGAGAUAGCGGACGCCUGCGAGAUGACCAUUGACGAGAUGGAAAGCGCGGCCAGCCACCUGCUGAACGGUGGCAUGGCACCUGUUAUCAACGGGGUCAACGUAUUCCCUCUCAUAACUGCGGGGGACUUUGAACCGCAGGACCCGGCGGCCAGCUACAGCGACGAGGAGCCCGAGACGGAACCCCGGGCUCCCUACGAAGAGGAUUUGGCUGACGAGAUGAUUUGCAUCACGACUUUAUAG
Messenger RNA from Nerophis lumbriciformis (worm pipefish), 6450 nucleotides. NCBI's taxonomy places the organism in Eukaryota, Metazoa, Chordata, Actinopteri, Syngnathiformes, Syngnathidae. The record is from RefSeq and is a predicted model, not a curated record.